This is a messenger RNA of Daucus carota subsp. sativus, 1476 nucleotides long. The record is from the annotation of a RefSeq genome assembly. Lineage: Eukaryota; Viridiplantae; Streptophyta; Magnoliopsida; Apiales; Apiaceae.
AUGGAAAGAUGGUGGUUCGAUUCAAUACUGUUUAAGAAAGGGUUCGAACACAGGUGUGGUCUAAGUAAAUCAAUGGGCGGUCUUGGUCCUAUUGAAAAUACCAGUGAAAGUGAAGAUCCGAAUAGAAAUGAUAUGAAAAAAAAUAGCCAUAGUUGGGGCAGUCGUGACAAUUCUAGUUACAGCAAUGUUGAUUAUUUAUUCGGCGUCAAGGACAUUUGGAAUUUCAUCUCUGAUGAAACUUUUUUAGUUGUGGAUAGGAAUGGGAACAGUUAUUCCAUAUAUUUGGAUAUUGAAAAGCAUAUUUUCGAGAUUGAUAGUGGUCAUUUUUUUCAGAGUGGACUAGAAAGUUCUUUUUAUAGUUAUUGGAAUUUGAGUUAUCUAAAUAAUGGAUCUAAGACUGACGAUCCUCACGAUGAUCAUUACAUGGAUGAUACUCAAUAUAGUUGGAAUAAUCACAUUAAUAGUUAUAUUGACAUUUAUCUUGAGUCUCAAAUCUUUAUUGAUACUUACAUUGUAAGUGGUAGUGACAAUUACAGUAACAGUUACAUUUCUCGUUCCGUUUGUGGUGAAAGUGAAAGUAAGGGGUCCAAUAUAAGUACCAGCACGAAUGGUAGCACUAUAAUAGAAAGUUCCAAUGAUCUGGAUAUAACUCAAAAAUACAGACAUUUAUGGGUUCAAUGUGAAAAUUGUUAUGGAUUAAAUUAUAAGAAAAUUUUAAAAUCAAAAAUGAAUCUUUGUGAACAAUGUGGAUAUCAUUUGAAAAUGAGUAGUUCAGAUAGAAUCGAACUUUCGAUCGAUCCGGAUACUUGGGAUGCUAUGGAUGAAGACAUGGUUUCUUUGGAUCCCAUUGAAUUUCAUUCGGAAGAGGAGCCUUAUAAAGAUCGUAUCGAUUCUUAUCAACGAAAGACAGGAUUAACGGAAGCCGUUCAAACAGGCAUAGGCCAAUUAAAUGGUAUUCCCAUAGCACUUGGGGUUAUGGAUUUUCAGUUUAUGGGGGGUAGUAUGGGAUCCGUGGUUGGAGAGAAAAUAACCCGUUUGAUUGAGUACGCUACUAACCAAUUGCUCCCUCUUAUUAUAGUAUGUGCUUCUGGGGGGGCGCGUAUGCAAGAGGGAAGUUUGAGUUUAAUGCAAAUGGCUAAAAUAUCUUCUGCUUUAUAUGAUUAUCAAUCAAAUAAAAAGUUAUUCUAUGUACCAAUUCUUACAUCUCCUACUACAGGGGGGGUGACUGCUAGUUUUGGUAUGUUGGGAGAUAUCAUUAUUGCCGAACCCAACGCCUAUAUUGCAUUUGCGGGUAAAAGAGUAAUUGAACAAACAUUGAAUAAAACAGUACCUGAAGGUUCACAGGCGGCUGAAUAUUUAUUCCAGAAGGGCUUAUUCGAUCUAAUCGUACCACGUAAUCUUUUAAAAAGCGUUCUGAGUGAGUUAUUUCAGCUCCACGCUUUCUUUCCUUUGAAUAAAAAUUCAAUAGAGCAUUAA